Messenger RNA from Carya illinoinensis, 2934 nucleotides. RefSeq names its product ubiquitin carboxyl-terminal hydrolase 14. The record is from RefSeq and is a predicted model, not a curated record. Bases 205 to 2628 code for a protein of 807 amino acids. NCBI's taxonomy places the organism in Eukaryota, Viridiplantae, Streptophyta, Magnoliopsida, Fagales, Juglandaceae. Gene Ontology annotation, molecular function: zinc ion binding; cysteine-type deubiquitinase activity; protein binding. The transcript is spliced from 20 exons. Gene Ontology annotation, biological process: protein deubiquitination.
CAUGUCCGCUUCAGUUUUACUCAAAAACUGACGGAGAAGGCUUGUUUCAAUCGCGCAAGAAACCUUUUUUCUCUUUUUCUUUUCUUUAUGUUCUUUACCCCUUCCCAAAGGGACUCUGCAAACAUUAGCUAGGGCAAAGCACAUUUUCUCUCUUACUGUGUUCUAAACCCUAUUGGUUUUGCAGAAAGACGUUCUACACCCCCCAUGGACCUGCUCCGAUCCAAUCUCUCCCGGGUUCGGAUCCCGGAGCCCACCAAUCGCAUCUACAAGCAAGAAUGCUGCAUCUCUUUCGACACUCCGAGAUCAGAAGGUGGGUUGUUUAUCGACAUGAAUACAUUUCUUGCUUUUGGGAAGGACUGUGUUGCUUGGAAUUACGAGAAGACUGGGAACCCGGUUUAUUUGCAUUUAAAGCAAAUAAGAAAGGCGGUUCCCGAAGAUAGGCCAUCCAAAAAACCAACUCUCUUGGCUAUAGGUGUUGAUGGAGGAUUUGACAACAGUGAAUCUGAAUAUGAAGAAACUCUCACUAUAGUCAUAUUACCUGAUUAUGUUACUCUUCCAUUUCCGUCGGUUGAGUUGCCUGAGAAGGUCAGGUUGGCUGUUGAUGCUAUCUUGAUGGCUGAGGGUGCCGAGCGGAAAGAGCAAGUUGCAGCUUGGAUAGCUGAUAAGAAACAAACAAGUUCCUAUGCAGUGAAUUUGCUACAGAUUGACAAUGGUGUCAUUAUCCCUCCAUCUGGGUGGAAAUGUGCAAAGUGUGAUAAAAAGGACAAUCUUUGGUUAAAUCUUACUAAUGGAAUGAUCCUUUGUGGGAGAAGAAAUUGGGAUGGUACUGGUGGCAACAAUCACGCCAUUGAACACUACAAGGAGACAGGCUACCCUCUUGCUGUAAAGCUUGGGACAAUUACAGCUGAUUUGGAAGCAGCAGAUGUUUUCUCUUACCCAGAGGAUGAAAGUGUUCUGGACCCUCUAUUAGCAGAGCAUCUAGCACAUUUUGGCAUUGAUUUUUCUUCAUUACAAAAGACUGAAAUGACAACUGCUGAGAGAGAACUGGACCAGAAUACUAAUUUCGAUUGGAACCGAAUCCAAGAAAGUGGACAGGAAGUGGAACCACUAUGCGGACCAGGUUAUACCGGACUUGUUAAUCUUGGAAACAGCUGCUACUUGGCAGCAACUAUGCAAGUCGUGUGUUCAACACGUUCUUUUGGUUCACGAUACUAUAUGACCCAAAGUUUAAAAAUGGCUUUUGAGAUGGCUCCUGCUGAUCCAACUGUAGACCUUAAUAUGCAGUUAACUAAGCUGUCGCAUGGUUUGCUAUCCGGUAAAUACUCUAUUCCAGCACUGGAGAAAGAUGAUAAUGCAAAUGCUACCUCAACCACAACCGCUAAACAGGAAGGUAUACCCCCUCGAAUGUUCAAGGCAGUUAUUGCUGCUAGCCAUCCUGAAUUCUCUACGAUGAGACAGCAGGAUGCCCUGGAAUUCUUCCUACAUUUUCUUGACCAAGUUGAACGAGCUAAUGCUGCAAACCCUGAAUUGGAUCCUGCAAGGAGCUUCAAGUUUGGUAUCGAAGAUCGAAUAUUAUGUUCAUCUGGAAAAGUUACUUACCAUAGAAGGCUUGACUACAUCCUUUCACUAAAUAUUCCAUUGCAUGAGGCUACUAAUAAAGAAGAUCUAGAAGUAUUUCAGAAAUUGAAAGCAGAAAAGAUUUCAGAAGGGAAGAAAGUAUCCAGCGAUGAAAUUGUACGUCCAAGGGUGCCUCUAGAAGCAUGCCUUGCAAGCUUUUCAGCUCCGGAGGAGAUACAUGAAUUUUACAGCACUGCCUUGAAGGCUAAGACAAUGGCAGUCAAGACUGCAGGUCUGACUUCGUUCCCUGAUUACUUGGUGUUGCACAUGCGCAAAUUUGUUAUGGAGGCGGGCUGGGUGCCAAAAAAGCUUGAUGUCUACAUUGAUGUUCCUGAUAUCAUAGAUAUCAGUCACAUGCGCAGCAAGGGUCUUCAACCUGGGGAAGAGCUAUUACCGGAUGGCGUUCCAGAGGGUGACAGAGAACCAAAUAAGCCCUUACCAGAUGAGGAUAUUGUUUCUCAGCUUGUCUCAAUGGGAUUCAACCAUUUUCAUUGUGAGAAAGCUGCCGUAAGGACCUCAAACACUGGUGUCGAAGAGGCAAUGAAUUGGUUACUUUCUCAUAUGGAUGAUCCAGAUAUCGAUGUUCCUAUUUCCCAAGAGGCAGAAGGUGCUGAGGCUUUGAGCCUUGACCAAUCAAAAGUUGAUACUUUGAUUUCAUUUGGUUUUCAAGAAGAAAUUGCUAGAAAAGCACUGAAGGUUUCGGGUGGUGACAUCGAGAAAGCAACAGAUUGGAUUUUUAGCAAUCCUGAUCCUUCUUCAUUGGAUCUGGAUGCUACCACAUCAAACACUGCACCUACUCCCACCGAUGCUGGACUGCCUGAUGGAGGAGGGAGGUAUAGACUGAUUGGAAUAGUUAGCCACAUUGGAACCUCCACUCAAUGUGGUCACUAUGUCGCUCACAUAUUUAAAGAAGGUAGAUGGGUUAUUUACAAUGAUGACAAAGUCGGUGCCUCCGUGAAUCCCCCCAAAGAUAUGGGGUAUCUAUAUUUCUUUGAGAGGCUUAACAGUUAAGUGACACCUGGCAGAUUAGGAAAUUCCAAUCCAACAGGAAAUAGGUACCAUGAAGUCUCAUAGAAUCUGGACUAUCACCAAACUGUGUCUUUGGGUUGUAGAGCAUUUGCGGAUAUAGACAUUAUGAUCAAUUAUUUAAAAAAAAAAUGAACUUUAUGAAAUUCACAGAAAAAUUUGAAACAACAAUUUACCUGUUUUUUCACUGUAAGUUUUUGUAUUGUAUUAUGUUUCUGCUCUGCAACGAGAUUGCUUGUUUAUCUGUAUUUGUAUUGGUGGAGCAAUCAGCGAGGAGAUUUUUGUGUUGCA